AUGGCUUUCGUGAGAAGUAUAUUAGGUGCAAAGAAGAUUCUUGGCCGCUCCACAACAGCAGCAGCAAGCAAAAGGUUACCUUCAGCGGCACCAAAGGGGUUUCUUGCUGUGUACGUAGGAGAGGCUCAGAAGAAAAGAUUUGUGGUGCCAGUCUCUUACUUGAGCCAAGCUUCGUUUCAAGCUCUUCUCAGUAAAGCCGAGGAAGAGUUUGGGUUUGAUCAUCCAAUGGGUGGCUUAACAAUCCCUUGUCCUGAAGAUGCAUUCAUAGCUGUGACGUCUCGGCUCCAAUGA
Eruca vesicaria subsp. sativa (arugula) is the source of this 291-nucleotide messenger RNA. The record is from the annotation of a GenBank genome assembly. NCBI's taxonomy places the organism in Eukaryota, Viridiplantae, Streptophyta, Magnoliopsida, Brassicales, Brassicaceae.